AUGAUGGACCUUUUCGAAUCCGGCUCCUACUUCUUCUACCUGGACGGCGACAAUGGGGCCCUGCAGAGCUUGGACAUGGCCGAGGGGUCGCCGCUCUACCCGGGCAGCGACAGCACCCUGUCGCCCUCGUCGUGCCAGGACCAGCUAGCCCCGGAGCCCUGCGGCGGCGGCGGCGGCGGCGGCGACAGCAGCGGUGAGGAGCAGCACGUGCUGGCGCCGCCGGGCUUCCAGCCGCUGCACUGCCCGGGCCAGUGCCUGAUCUGGGCCUGCAAGACGUGCAAGAAGAAAGCGGCGCCCACCGACCGGCGCAAGGCGGCCACGCUGCGCGAGAGGAGGCGCCUCAAGAAGAUCAACGAGGCCUUCGAGGCCCUCAAGAGGCGGACGGUGGCCAACCCCAACCAGCGGCUGCCCAAGGUGGAGAUCCUGCGCAGCGCCAUCAGCUACAUCGAGAGGCUGCAGGAGCUGCUCCAGCGCCUCGACCAGCAGGAGAAAGGCCAGGAGCUGCUCCUGCCCGCCGGCGAGGGAAGCGCCGCGGACAACCGCGCCUUCGGCUUCGGCAGCCCCACGCGCGGAAACAUGGCCACCACCGACUACUUGAACACCUGCAGCUCCGUCUGGCCGAGCGGUUCUAACCAUUCCCGGACGUUGCCGAUCAGCGCCAAGGAAGGAGGGACUCUCACGGAUUCUUCAGCCUCAAGCAGCCUGCGCUGCCUCUCCUCUAUCGUGAAUAGUAUCUCUUCCGAAGAUCGCAAAGUACCCAACGGGGAAGAAGUGGUGGAAAAGUAGUGAUCCGGGAGCAUUUUUGAAAACGGGCAGCGCAAGGAACUGCUUGAGUUCGCACUUGAAGCGAAACCCCGAAAUAAUUUAAUAUUUUGGAAAUUCUAGAGAGGAUAAGGAGGGCAGUACAGCUGAAUAAAUAAAUGUGCACCUUCUUCAGAGGAAGCUUUCCCCUUCCGAUAAAGGGUACCGUCCGUCCCUCUCUGAUUUAAAUUCUAUUUUUUAUUUAUCACCCAAUUGUUUUAUAAUUAAUAUAUUUGUGUUUGGAGAACAUCUUCAUUGAAACGCUCAUUCUUGUUUGAAAAGAAGCUUAUGAUCCUGAGAUCUUGGUUUGUGUGUAUGUGAGUGUGUACAUGUGCGUGCGUGUGUGUAUAUAUUUAUAUAAAAUUACAAGUAUAUAAUUUUAGUACUUUCCCUUUUUUUAACAGAAUAUAUAUUUAAAAUGUGGGAUGUGAUCUUGUAUAUAAGACAAUGUAGGUAACAUUCCCACGACUGUAAAAUAAAUCUCUUUCUGUACAAAGUCUGUCAAGAAUAUUUUCAUCUUUCUGUGGGAUUCAGUUAAAAACGGGAAGAAAAAGAAUAAAUGAACGAAAAAUCUGGAAAUUCCUCUUUCUCUCCCUUCUACCAAGAUUGCCAUCCAUUUUGCCCUUCAAAUGUUUCUGUUAUUACCGGUAGUAAUGAAUAAAAU
Protobothrops mucrosquamatus (brown spotted pit viper) is the source of this 1465-nucleotide messenger RNA. It is a transcript of the gene MYF6, whose product is annotated as myogenic factor 6. The coding region runs from base 1 to 786 and encodes 261 amino acids. Lineage: Eukaryota; Metazoa; Chordata; Lepidosauria; Squamata; Viperidae. Gene Ontology annotation, molecular function: RNA polymerase II cis-regulatory region sequence-specific DNA binding; protein dimerization activity; DNA-binding transcription factor activity, RNA polymerase II-specific. Gene Ontology annotation, biological process: regulation of transcription by RNA polymerase II; muscle organ development; positive regulation of myoblast differentiation. The record is from RefSeq and is a predicted model, not a curated record. The transcript is spliced from 3 exons.